GUAGUGGCUAGUGAGCAGUAAUAGAACAAAGUGGAAAAAGUUUCUCUGUGGUUUCUGCUUGACAAAUGUCACAGGAAGUUACUGUCCACAUUGUGAUGAAGAUGCACUGUAUCAUUUCCUCUCAAUCUCUACCUCUGUGAACACUGAGUGGCUAGCAUGGCAACCCUCAUCCUGUUAAUUCUGAUACUGAAUAAGGGUGUCCUAGGUGCUCCACUGUCUGGCCCACAGGAAGUGAGCGUUGUUGCGGGUGGUACUGCUCUUAUCUCAUGCCAUUACCACUCAUUUUACCAUGACUAUGUGAAAUACUGGUGUAAGGGGUACUACUGGAAUCAUUGCACAAUAUUGAUAAAAACAAAUGAGGCUGAUCACAUGAAAGAGAAAAUGCAGAUAGCAGAUGACAAACUCCACGGGACAUUUACCAUCAGUAUGAAGAAUGUCGGUAUGGAGGACAGUGGAUGGUACUGGUGUGCCAUUAAAAGAGUCAGCAAGCAUCAAAAAAUUGCUGUGAUGUUAACUAUAAUUGCAGGCACUCCAUACCAGUCUCCAAUAAUUUCAAGAACAAGUCCACUGCCUUCUCCGGUGAAGGUGACCACAAGCUUUCCACAGACGUCUUUAUUUUUACCAUCUACAACGAAUGAACACAAACAAGCACCAAGCAGCCCUACCGGUUUGACAAGCACAGGAGAAAGUGCAACCUACGAACCUCAAAAUCUGGUCUGGAGUGUGUGGAGCAUCACACGUUGGAUUCUCUUCCUUGGCCUCUCUCUUUACCUCUUUUGCUUUACAGCAUAUUGUCACUUUAGACGCAACAGGCCAAGUUCACAUAUGAAACCAAAUGCAUCAAGUCGCAGGUUAUCUUAUGAGGUGGCUGCAGCGCAGCAGCAUGCCCAGUGUUGCACACAGCGUGGCUGGAAGAAUUCAAAAGGGGGUGUUCAGUUUGAGACACAUAGGAAACAGUCAAAAAAAGUGUGAAAAAAAAACCCGAAAACUAAAUUUAACCUGAUCCUUGAUCAUGGAGGCCAUUUUGUUACAAGAACAAUAACAAAAAGCAUUGAUACUCAAUCUUUUUAUUGCUCUGGAGGCAGUUGUAACUUUCUACUCUAUAUGCACCCUUCAGGCUUACGUUUGAUCUGCCAUCUUGUCAAGCUUCCUGAAGGUGACAGAGUUGCCAAAGGACUCUAUAGUUGCAAUGCUUGGAUUUCCACUAGCAUUUAUUAUGACCUUCACCGCUCCGCAGGAAGGUCAUAUAGUGCUUGUCAAAGUUCAUUUUUUCAUCUGUUUAUUUUUGUAGUAAUAUUUGAUUGAGUCAUGAUUGUAGCCCCACAUGGCUGAUACGGAAUAUACAGUUUUUGUCCCUAGGUGGGCGAGUCCCUUCGUGCUAGCGCCCCCCUGAAAUGGGGCAGGGUCAAAUCAUGUUUCACCUCUAGGAGGUACAUAACCCUAUCUCAUUAUGAUUCAUUUGUGGAGUAGCACCAUCUAGUGAAUAAUGGUCAAUGCAAAAAUCUACCACUUCACUAGCCUAUAUCGUGUGAUCUUGUGAUAUCUUGUAAAAGUUCAAAGUUCAAGAAAUUGACACACUGCUUCGCUACCACAAUUUUUGGCCGCACACCAAAUAUCAUGAAUUUUCUCGAUA
Messenger RNA from Clupea harengus (Atlantic herring), 1633 nucleotides. RefSeq names its product CMRF35-like molecule 1. Lineage: Eukaryota; Metazoa; Chordata; Actinopteri; Clupeiformes; Clupeidae. The record is from RefSeq and is a predicted model, not a curated record. Gene Ontology annotation, cellular component: plasma membrane. Gene Ontology annotation, molecular function: transmembrane signaling receptor activity.